Messenger RNA from Funneliformis caledonium, 121 nucleotides. The record is from the annotation of a GenBank genome assembly. Lineage: Eukaryota; Fungi; Glomeromycota; Glomeromycetes; Glomerales; Glomeraceae.
AUGUUUUUAGAAGUCUUAGAAGACUCAGAAGAUAUGGAAUAUUCAGAGACUACUGAAUCACUAUUAUUAUAUGUUUUGUCUUUCAUUUUAUUUAAGAAAAAAAGAAAAGUGGCUGUAACAG